Molecule: messenger RNA, 4825 nt
Organism: Astyanax mexicanus (Mexican tetra)
Lineage: Eukaryota; Metazoa; Chordata; Actinopteri; Characiformes; Acestrorhamphidae
Gene: pde7a
Product: phosphodiesterase 7A
Exons: 14
Coding region: 1396-2907 (503 amino acids)
Molecular function (GO): 3',5'-cyclic-AMP phosphodiesterase activity
Source: RefSeq, a predicted model, not a curated record
AGCUCCAUCUGUGGCGAGGUGCUGAAGCGGUGUUUGCAGUGUUGUUUAUUUAUUUAUUAUUUUCUUUUUGGGGAGAAAAGCUUAAGUUGGCUAGCCUGAGGUUUUUCUCCGCGCUUUUGUUUUCCUUCAUUCAUUUCUCUUUGGAGGCGGCCAGUAUGUGCCUGGGCCGAGGCACACGGUGCUUUUGUUUCCCUCCAGCCCCCACCACCACCACCAACGCCGUCUCUGCUGCUGCUGCCGCCGCCUGCUCAGCGCACUGCCGCCGCCACCGCUGCCGCUGUGCUGCUGCUGCAUCGAGUGAGCUUGGGUGCGGGGUGGUGUACGGCAGCUCGUCGUGCCUGCAUUGAGGAAAGAAAGACAAGCAGAGGAAAAAGACGAAGAGAAGAGAGGAGGAGGAGGGAAAGGACUGAAUGAACUGAAUGAACGAGCACUGCAGACCUGUGGCGUGAAGUGUAGCUAGUUAGGUUGAAAAAGGAAAGAGACACAAAAAAGGGGGGGAGAAAAGCAUACAACCGUCGUGUUCGUGAGCUCGGUUCGGAUCUGGUUCUAGGUUUGUUUUUGUUGUGUUAUCAGCUUGACGUUAAGCUAACGCCACUUCGUAAUUUUUGUUAGCUUUAGGUUAAGCUAGCUAACCAGCUUAGUUAACCUAGCUAGGUUAAUUCUCGUUCAAGCAUCGCUGCUGCUGCUGCUUCUGGUGCUUCUUCUGGUGGUGCUGCUGCUGCCGAUGAAGUGAAGUGCAGUGCGGUGCUCUCAUGCCUUUUGUGUUUGUUGACACGCCGAGGAGCCAUUUCACGAUGAAGCAGCACGGCUGAGAGGAGAGAAAAAGAGAGAGAGGGGGGAGAGUUAGAAAGAGAGAAAGAAAACAGCAAGAAAAAAAACACAGAGAAAGAAAGAGGGGGUAAAAAAUGAGGAAGCGUUUUUUUAAAAAAGAUAUCAAAAAGACACAGGCCUCCUCCUCCUUCUUCUCCUCCUUCUCCUCCCCGUCGUCCGCAGGCCCCGAGCCGCCGUGUGAGAAAAGGAGGAAAGGGGCCCGAGCCUGGUGAGCCCGAGAGAGCGAGAAAGAGCCACAGAGCGAUAGACGACCCCCGAGCGGAGGAGAGAAAAAAAUAUGGAGAGCGGGACGACAACGGGGAACCCACACGAACAGAAGCCGUGCGACUUUCACGCUCACCCGAACAAAAAAAUGAAGUACUUGUCUUGAACAUCUCGUUUCUCCUUUUUUCUUUUUUUUUUCUUUGUAUUUAAGAAAAAAAAAUCCGGUUUUCGAAACAGGACGACGUUGGGAAGUUCCAUGCCAUUCCUCCUCCUCCUAUUUCUCCUCCUUUUUAACUGAUUUAUUACUUUUUUCCCCUUUCAUUUAAACUUCUGAUCCGGAUCCAGCGCUGAUAGUGUUCAAUGGAAGUAUGUUAUCAGUUACCGGUUUUGCCUUUAGACAGGCCGGUUCCCAAGCAUGUCCUCAGCCGGAGGGGAGCCAUCAGUUUCAGCUCCAGCUCCUCUCUUUUUGGUGCCCCAGACCCAAGACAGCUGGCGCAGGUAAAGCCAUCAUCACUCUGUAGACGCGGCGCGAUCUCUUACGACAGUUCUGAUCAAACUGCUCUUUACAUUCGUAUGCUAGGGGCUUGUGUAAUAUUCAAACAGCUGUUUUCAAGAGAUGUGAGAGUGAGGAGCCAGGUAGGCUUUCAACCUGACCGAAGAGGCUCGCACCCAUACCUAGGUAUUGAUUUCCGGACCUUGCACGCCCAUGCUGAGUCGACAGGAUCGAUUCCAGCCCGGAGGAUCCGCAGACUUUUCAGUUUCCAGCGGCACCUGCUGUCCUCGCGCUUUCUCCGGGGAGCACCACACCUCAACCCCCUCCACAUCCUGGAUGAGGACUACUGCGGCCAAGCCAAGUGCAUGUUGGAAAAGGUUGGAAGCUGGAAUUUUGACAUUUUCCUCUUCGACAGGCUGACGAAUGGAAACAGUCUUGUCACCUUGACAUUAUACCUUCUGAGUCAUUAUGGCUUAAUUGAGCUCUUCCAGUUAGACAUGGUUAAAGUGCAUCGCUUUUUAGUUUUGGUUCAAGAGGACUACCACAAUCAUAAUCCUUACCAUAAUGCAGUCCACGCUGCAGACGUGACCCAGGCGAUGCACUGUUACCUGAAAGAGCCCAAGCUUGCCAAGUCCCUCACUUCCUGUGAUAUACUUUUGGGCCUUCUGGCAGCGGCCACUCAUGACCUGGACCACCCAGGGGUCAAUCAGCCUUUCCUCAUCAAAACCAACCAUUACCUAGCUGUUUUGUACAGGAAUACCUCAGUUCUGGAGAAUCAUCACUGGAGGUCUGCAGUGGGCUUGCUCAGAGAAACCGAGCUCUUAUCCCAUCUUCCUGCAGAGGACCGUCUGACCAUGGAGAGGCAGCUGGGUUCUCUGAUUCUGGCUACAGAUAUCAGCAGACAGAAUGAAUAUCUAUCCAAGUUCAGGACGCACCUGGACCAGGAGGACCUGUGUCUGGGGAACGCCUCACACCGUCACUUCAUUCUACAGAUGGCCUUGAAGUGUGCCGAUAUUUGUAACCCCUGUAGGCCUUGGGAGCUCAGCAAACAGUGGAGUGAAAAGGUGACAGAGGAGUUCUUUCACCAAGGAGACAUUGAGAAGAAGCACAAACUUGAAGUCAGCCCACUGUGUGACAGCGAGAACAACUCCAUAGCCGAUGUUCAGAUUGGUUUCAUGACCUACGUGGUGGAGCCUCUGUUUGCCGAGUGGGCUCGUUUCUCGGACACGCGGCUCUCUCAGACCAUGCUGGGACACCUGUGCCUGAACAAAGCCAGCUGGAAUGCCAUGCAGCCCGAGGCGUCGGGCAGCUCUGAGGAGCCGGAGAGUGAACCGGAGCCCAGCUCCAGAGCCUUACCUCAGGGAAGCCUGCAAUCCUGACACUCCCUCGCCCACCCACUGCGGGGACAGGACCACUCCCGCUGCCCCCACCCAGCCUGAUACCUUAAACCACAUAUGAGUUGCUCGCCUCCCAUCUCAAACCAACCACUGAUUUAUUUAAUUUAUUUAAGUUUUAUUCCCUUAUUUUCCCUUCGACAUAGAGCAAUACAUGGAUACCUCAUUUGGCUACUGCUGCGUUUUUUUUUUUUUCUUCUUUUUUUUUUAUGUUAUUGAGUUUUAUUUAUUUAACUUUUUUCUGGGGGAGUGUUACGAACUGCAAAACGAGAACUUGGCCAUUUUGCUAGAGACUGGGGAAUUAGCUAAAGUGGAAGAAUCCCUUCUGCUGGGUUAAAAGUGCCAUUUUCACCACAUUUGAUUUGAAAACACCAAGAGUAUUCAUGAGAGUUGUGGGAUUUUUUGCUGUUUAUUUUUAAAGACUGCACCAAGAGACUGUGUGUGUGCGACAAGUAUGCGUGCGAUAAGUGUGUGUGCAAAGAUGAAUGUGUCAGUGUUUUUUGUUUAAUUUUUUCCGCAAAUGAAUCUUCCUCCUUGUGUACACAACUGAAAAAAGACAAAUGUGAAGAGCCCAGUCGAUUUGCUGCCUCUAUGAAGACUGUUUACAGAUGUCUUUUUUUGUUGUCAUUGUUAUAAAUGAAACAUGUUGGUUCUGUGAUUUUUUUCUUUUUUUUUUUUUUUUUUUUUUUGCCUUUAAGCACAGAUGUGAAGAACCACUUUUACAUGUUUUUGAACUGUUGUCCUACUGCUGAUGUAUUGAACAAAAAACACAAAAAAACUAAAACAACAACAACAAAAAAAAAACGAUGGGACUGAACCUCCGUCAGUCUGACACACCAGAUGCCAUAUAAAACGCCAUUCUGUGCUCUGUUGUGUCUCUCUAUCCCUCUCUCCCUUCCUCUUUCUCUUGCUCCCUCUGUCUCUCUCUUCCCCUCUCUCUUCCCCUCUCUCUCCCUCUCUUUCUCCCUGCACUCCAGGAAAUAAAAAGGUGCCACUCUGGACAUGCAGCUUCCGCUGUGAAAGGAACCAGCUUCCCUCCACCACCACUCCUUUCACGUUGCGACGGGAAAACCCUCCUGAACCCUGGAACAAGAAUCCUGACACAGGACAUGUAGCUGACCAGAAUCUCCAUGGAUUUCGCUCAGGGUCUCGCCAACCUGUUUAUCUAUUAGCUGGGAGAAAUGAGGAAGCUAAAAGGUGCCUUUAUAGGUAGCUGUCCCCUUCCCCAUCAUUUUGUAAAAGAUAAGACACACAGACUCCCUUUCAGAAUGUCUCUCAAUCUGCAAUCACUCUUUUUCUCUCUCAUGCUCUUUCUCUUGUCCUCUCUCUCUCUCUCUCUCUCUCUCACUCUCUUGCUCUCACUUUCUCUAUCCAGAAGACUGCUAAAACAAUGCCUUAAAACUAUGCACAAAGCUAAGUGACCAAACCAGCUUGUAUUUUUCAUUAAAGUGCAUCAUAUGUGUUUAAUGCAUAGUUCAGCCCUUUGCCUUCUGUUGUGGGAGGAAAAAAAUGAAAAGGUUUAUUUUGUUCUUUUUUUUAAUAAGUAGAAGAUGAGUUGAUUUCAUUUUAACAUUGAACAUUCCAUUGUUUCUGUUUAUUGUGUAUUGUAUUUUUUUUACUCUGUACAGAUGGCGCAGUUGUGUUUUUGUGCUCCUCUUUCUAGUUUGAAAGAGAGCAGGUGCUUUUUUCUUAUUUUAGCUGAUCUGUAUUUUUGUUGUAAGUGCUGUAAGACUGUUGAUUCAAAACUGUUUACAAUUUGUUGUAACAGCCAUUUUGGGGAGAAGACUUCAGUGUCAAGCCAUUUUGUAAAGGCUUUUGUCGUACAGACUUUUGAUACGUGCUCGUUUCAGUUGCAUUUUUGAUGAAUAAAAAUUGACACGAUGUUUCAAGCUGUUGAAUGAUA